Messenger RNA from Cryptomeria japonica (Japanese cedar), 1334 nucleotides. Its product is annotated as protein VACUOLELESS GAMETOPHYTES. NCBI's taxonomy places the organism in Eukaryota, Viridiplantae, Streptophyta, Pinopsida, Cupressales, Cupressaceae. The transcript has a single exon. The record is from RefSeq and is a predicted model, not a curated record. Bases 50 to 736 code for a protein of 228 amino acids.
AUCUGGUGAGACUGCUUGAGAUAGUUGAGUCCAAACCAGGCGAGUUUUAAUGGCGGGAUUCGACUUUGCAAGCGUAAGAGAGAUUCAUCAUUUCUUCCAUCCUCAUAUCCUGGAACUCACUAUAUGCCGAGGGCGAGAGGCAAAUGAGAACUACUGUAGAGGGUGCAUGAAACCCAUUGGCGAAGGUUUGGCAUACCAUUGUCAGCCCUGUAAUUUUCUCCUUCACGUGACCUGCUCACAAAUCCCUCAGCAAAUCACUGAUCAUCCCGCUUGUAGUCACGUUCUCUGUCUGCAGCCUCAACCGUGGAAUUAUGCACCCUCAGCUUGUAGAUGCAAUGCAUGUUGGCAACCCAUUACCCAAAGAUUCUCCUUCCACUGCUCUAUUUGCCGGCUAGAUCUGCAUCCCUCGUGUGCAAAUCUGCCCAUGGAAUUUAAGCAUCCACAUGAUCACCAAAGACAUAAGUUGUUUCUCUUCUUCAUUCCACCGUAUCAGAAUAGACUUUUUACCUGUAAUAUCUGCCACGGAGUUGGAGGUUCGUGGCAUUAUCACUGUUCUGAGUGUAACUAUGAUUCGCAUGUGAACUGCACACAAAUACCUUCCAUCAGGGAAUCUCUGCUGAAUGAAGCUUCUGAAGCUGUAAGCCGGGCAUAUGUGAAUAAUGGUGGAGGGCAUAUGGGCGGGUAUAUGUCUACAAGAUCAGGCCCCGGUCAUAUGGAGAGAGGUUUCUGGGAGUAGGAGCAACGUAGGCCAUUCCAAAACCCAUAUAAUAACACGAGGGGUAAUAUGUUUGUGAGGCCAGUGAUCGGAACCAUUAUACAGACAGUGCUGGGGGAGUAUUUUACAAGCUUUUAUACAUCCAGGUGGAGGAGGAAACGGAUUGGGACUCGAUAACUUUGGGGAUUUGUCUGAUGUUAUUGGAUCUCUGUUUGGAUUGGGGUUCUAUUAGAUCUUUAUGAGUGUUGCAGGUCUACAUUGUCUUUGAGAUUGGAAAAUAUGAGAUAUACUAUAGUAUUAGAGGGGAGUAUAUCGUUUUUCAAGUUGUGUGCAAGUAAUUUUCAUAUGUAUGGUACUGUAGGAGUUGUCUUUGGUAAGAGUCUAUAUUUUAAAUUAUCAAAGCUAUGUCAAAGUCUUAUAGUUCAAUUGGUAGGAUACAAUUGGGGAGGGGGAGGAUGAUGAUAUGAGAUAUAUAUGCCAUUCACCAAAGUUCAAACACCUGGAGGUGCAUUCGGACCAGGUUUGACCUCUAGAUGAAUUUGACAGACUGGAUCCCUUUGCAUGUAGUUGCUUAGCCCAAAGAGGCUUGAAGUUUAAAUUUAUGCUUAUAAAGUAAUCA